AUGGCUCCAGGAUCAUGUGGCAGAGGAAGUUCUUCAUCUCAUGGUGGACAGGAAGACGAGGAAAGGGAAUAUGAUACACUUUUGGCCGUUCAGGCACCUUCUGGUACACAGUUGGAAGUACCUAUUCCAGAAAUGGGUCAGAAUGGACAAAAGAAAUACCAGAUAAAUUUAAAGAGUCAUUCAGGACCUAUCCACGUGCUGCUUAUAAAUAAAGAGUCCAGUUCCUCUAAGCCUGUGGUUUUUCCCGUUCCCCCACCUGAUGACCUCACACAGCCUUCCUCACAGUCCUCGACUCCAGUGACUCCACAGAAACCCAGCAUGGUAGCUCAGAACUUGCCUGAGCAACAUGUCUCUGAAAGAAGCCAGAACCACCAGCAGAUGCCAGCUACAGAAAUAUCUUCAGAUAAGGUUAAGAAGUUGAGUGAAGCUAACACAAAAGCAUAG
Molecule: messenger RNA, 444 nt
Organism: Castor canadensis (American beaver)
Lineage: Eukaryota; Metazoa; Chordata; Mammalia; Rodentia; Castoridae
Source: RefSeq, a predicted model, not a curated record